AUGGAAUGGCUCGAAGGUAUAUUUGAUAUUCUCGACGACGAAGAUGAAGAUGAUGCUUAUGGUAAACAACAAACACGAGAAGAUCUUGACGAUAUCAUGGAAGAAUACAACCAAGAUUUUGAUUUUGAAGCAAUGAAUACGAAUUUGGAUGAAGAAGAAAUGUUCAUUGAUGAUGAUGAUGAUGAUGAUAAGAAAAAUGUUGAAGAUCGAAUUUUAUCACAAGAAUUAAGUGAACUAUCGACCGAAGAGAAAUAUGAUGAUGAAGACUAUUUAAUAUACGAUAACAAACGACCACUGAGUACACCUUCAACACCAGAUGGAACAUCGAAAAAAAUGUCCCUAUGGAAUGAAAAUGAAACUCGUGAAGAUCAGGAAAUUGACUCGAUUUUUAAUAAAUUCAUAAUGGAUCACAAGAACAAACAUACGAUUCUUAUGAGCAUGGAAGAUAUACGAACACUAAUGAUAUUAAAACAUAGAAUAGCAACGAGUCAUAUGGAGAAAAGACAAUGGAUGAUUUAUUUAAAAUCGGGUACCGGACAAUGGGCAACAAAAGAAAGUGUAAAAACACAUGUUGAUAAGCGAGUUUGGCCUUUACAAGUCAAAAAAUUGAUAACAGAAAAAAUGGCUACUUUGAAUACAUAUGAAAUUCAUAAUGAAUAUACAUUAGGUGAAAUGAUUGUGAAUCAACAUUUACAAGAAUUAAAUCAGAAAAUCGAAGAAUAUGCUAUGAUAUUCAAUACAAUGAAAACAGUUUGCUUCGGUUGGACAGACAAUAUGGAUGAAAUCAUCGAUACAUUUGUUCAACAACAUAGUAUAGUACCAUUUGCAGUAAAAUUGAACUAUAAACUAACUCUUUGGGAAUAUGAUUAUGAUGAUCAACUAUUACAACGUGAAUAUUUUCGAUGUCAACCAACCGCAUAUCAAAUUGAAAUGGCUCGACUUCUUCAAAAUCUAAAAUUUAACUAUUUACAAGCUACACAAGAAUUAAUUGAAAUAAAAAAACGUGUUCUUUGUCAUCGACCGACGUCACCGAUGUUAUCAAAUAUAGUAUCAUCAUCCAUCUCAUUAAUACCGACAAAUAUAGAUAGAACUGUCGAUGAACAAGUUCAUAAACAACAACAGGAAAUCACCGAAAGUUUAAAAAUAGUAAUAACUGAAGCAGAAAAUAAAAUUCAAGAAUGUAAAACAUUAUUCGAUGAAACAGUUGAACAAGUACCUAUUCAUGAAGAUAAUCGAAAUGCAGCAUUAACAGGAAAACUAGCUGAUCUUAUUUAUCGACGUUUCUAUGUUCUUCAAAAGAAAAUGGAUUGUCUUCAUUACUAUCGAACCGAUCUUUCUGUUCGACGUCGUCGUCGUCGUGGUCGAUAUAAUCGAUACGAUACUCAUAACGAUAAGACACCAAAUACUAUGUUCCGUUUUUCACCAUCCAUGAUUAUUUGUACGAGUCGUCAUGCAUUCACUGAUGAACAAUUAAAACUUUUAAAUCGUGGACCCACUUAUGUUCCACCCUAUCAAACAUAUAUAUCUUCAACUGACCAAUCUACAAUUGAGAUGAUUAAGAAGAAUUUUAAACUAUUACAACAUCAUUUAACUAUUCUUUUGACAAAGUCCAAUGUGAAUAUGGCACAAGCGACGUUAAUUAUCAAACAGAUUAAAGAUGCUUAUACUCUUACUUUUUCACGUUCAUUAUCUUCAUCGAUGUAUCAACGUGCACUCUAUGAACGUAAUUUAGUAGACACAAUAAGAGCACAUCUAAAAAGCAAUGAUCUUAUUCUACGACGAACAGCAGAUCAAAGAAACGUUUUCUAUCUUGGAAAUCGAAAUGAUUUUGAAGACAAAACCAAUGAAUAUAUGAAACAGACAGAUAUAUUUGAAAUUUGUGACGAUAUUAAUGAUGAAAAUCUACAAGUGACACGUGACUAUUUAGUAAAAAAGAUCAAAGCAUUUAAUGAUGAAUUAAAUUUUAUUUUUCAUGAUAAAAAAUAUAAAGAUCUCAUAGAAAAGUUAUCUAUUGAUACGGAUAAAGUUGAACUACCUUAUCUCUAUUUUUUACCUGAUGUAUCUCAAAAAAAUAAUCUCUCUGUAAAACCAAUCGUUGUCACGCAACGAAGUGCUACAUCACGAUUGGGUCAGUUCUUAGAUCAAUUAUUACGACCGACUGCUCAUCGUCAUAUGGAAUAUACUACAUUUCUCAAUGGAGCUGAUUUUAUUCGAAAAUUAAAUGAAUAUACAACCGACAAGGAACAUUGUAUUCGUCCGACUACGAUUUUUGCAAGCAUUUCUAUAUCUAACUUUCAUGCCAUCGUUCCGCAUAAAACUAUGCUUAAUGUAUUCAAAGAUUUUUUAAAUGAUUGUACAAUUAGACCUUUCAUUGAAGAUCUACAUAUUAAUAAAAUUACACAUUUGACGGCUCUUUUCUUAUACCAUAAUCAUUUCUAUUACAAUCAUAAAAUUUAUCGUUUUGCAAAAGGUAGUCCAACAAGUCUAUCGUACACGCAAACAUUAGCAAAUAUUUAUCUUUAUCAAUGGCAAAAAUUAUUCUCAAGACAAGCUUCUAUAAAAAAUGAAUUUUUUGGCCGAUGUCAAAAUCAACUUUUCUUUACAUGGAAUGAAACAGAAGAUGAACUUCAUGCUCUAUUGAAAAUGGUGGCUAGUCAAGAUCCAAAUGUUAUUUUCGAUUUCGAAAUUGGUCGUAGAAUUCCAUUUUUAGAAGCUGCCAUUGAUAAAUAUGAAGGUGAACUCGCUACUACUAUCUAUCAUAAUCCAAAGAGACAAAAAUAUACAUUACCCUAUGCUAUUAAUAAUGCAAAAUUAGCUCAUAGUCAUUGGCUUCGAUCAGCGUUGAUUCGAGCCGCUCGUUAUUGUACAAGCGUUUAUGAGUUUGAUUUUGAACGUAUUUCUCUCGAAGUCGCAUGUUUAGCCAAUGGUUAUUCAUUAGAAUUUGUUGAAAAACGCGUUAAUCAUUUUUAUACAUUCUUCGAUGCGACAUCGCUUCGUCAAUCUUUGGAUCAGAACGUCUACGAAAAGCUACGCCUUCGAUUAUUCAAUUUCAUUAGUGAACAAAAACUUAUUGGAAAAAGAAAUCAAGAAUCGGAAAAGAAAAAUGAACGAGUACGAUUGUUUUAUUUAAAUGCAUUUGGUUCAAAACGAAAGUUUAAUACACUAUUACGUGAAAUUCUAUCGAAUUAUUUAAAAAGAAAAGAAUCAUCAUCAUCAUCAGCGUCAUCAAAACCCAAUGAAAUCAAAAUCUUAUCAACAGCAAAGUAUCAAUAUUCUUUAAAUGCUUUAUUAAGUCAGCAAAAGCCUAACCAUCCUCUACUAAAGAAAACAAUGACAAAGAAAUGA
This is a messenger RNA of Rotaria socialis, 3345 nucleotides long. The record is from the annotation of a GenBank genome assembly. Lineage: Eukaryota; Metazoa; Rotifera; Eurotatoria; Philodinida; Philodinidae.